UGUGUGCUGUUGUUCAUUGUUGCUGCGGGUUUGCAAGCUAUCGGCACUUUAUCACGCAGUGUUAUCUCGUGCAUGUAUUUGUUUGUCGUAUUUCUUUUUUGUGCUGUUGUUGCGUGGCGUGUGGUUGUUUGUGAACCGAUUGCAUGCCGGAGGUUGAUAGUCGUGAAAUGUGUCGUUUUGCUGCGGGAAGGAUCGAGUGUUCCGGUGGUUUUUCGGCGGAUGCAAGAGUGAGAUAAAGGAAGCAAACGAUAAACUAACAAAGUCGCGCUAAAUAGCUGCCCAAAUAGGCAUUCGUGUUCUGUGUGAGUGUGGUUGGUGAUAAAAUAAUAAAAGCCUGUGCAUAACAGUAGCCCCGUGUGGAGUCCGUUUGUGGAGUGAUACUACCAAAGAUAGUAGAUCGUGUGUGGUGUACAGAGGAAGUGAGAGAAAGAGUGAUAAAGAGGGAGAGCGGGAGAGAGCGCAACGCAGAGGGCUAUCACUGUUGAAUAUAAGUUAAUUUAGAAACAAACAGCAAAAUGUCGUACAACGCAGAUGAUUGUCCCGAUAGCGGCGAUACGGUCGGGACCGGUGGCGGAUCAGCGGCAGCAGUUGGUGGCGGUGGCACGACCGGCGAGUUAAAUUGCGCGACACCGACCUCACCCGGGAUGACGCGGCAGGACGCGGUGGUGAUGCACGGUGACGGUGGUUCGAUCGAUGGGGGCGAUCCGGCCAGUAUGCCACCGAUGGCCGGCUACGAGCCAUGCGAUCCGCUAAUUAUCUUGAAUCUAUUUCAAUCCCUUUCCGCCACCACCAACUCGCUGGAGCUGCAGAUGAAAAUCAAUCUUCACCUGAAGGCCCUCACGAAAUCGCCGUACGUCUUUCUCGUGCCAAUCCUGCAUUCCAGCGAGGAAGGUCUCAUACAGGUCAUUAACGAUAACGUGCUCGAAAAGGAGAUUCGCUUUUCCAUCAACUCGUCACAUUUCCGCAGCGGUUCACAGCACAAUGGUUACCCGUUCGUCAUCGAUGACCUUAACAAGGAUUUUUCCGAAGUGAUCGAGAUGGUCGUCGGCAACAAGCACAACACCCUGAUCUACGACAUCCUCGGUCCGAAGGUAAGCAAACUCCAGUCGCAAACAUCGACGACAUCGGCCUCCUCGACGUCAUCGCUGAACGAGCUGAACUUCACGUCCGCCCAGCAGACGCACAAUGGCGCAACAAUGGCCGCACCGCACCAGCAACAGCAGAUCGCACUGUUCGUCUGCAUUGCCGGUGACAGUUUGUCCCGAUCGCGGUAUCAGUUCUACAUUGACGAUACGUUCCGGUACGUACUCGGACACCUGGUGACGGCGUUCGAGCUGUACGAGGAGAAGCGCGUUCGUGAUCAGUGCCAAAAUUUGCUACAAGUGGCUCGCCGGUUGCUGGGAAAAAUAGGUGAUCUGGGGCAGCUGCUGCGGGGCGUCAUGACGGAGGCGAAGGAACUGGCGGCUGCAGAACGAUGCUCUCUAUUUCUGCUCGAUAAGCACACCGGCGAACUGGUUUCGAAGGUUUUCGAUGGCAAUGAGGCUUCGAAGGAGAUACGCAUCGAAAGCGGCAAAGGGAUCGCGGGCUACGUCGCACAAACUGGCAAACUGCUAAACAUUCGCAACGCAUACCAACAUCCACUGUUCUACAAAGGGGUGGAUGAGUCGACCGGCUUCAAAACGAGGAAUAUACUGUGUUUUCCCAUCUGCGACGAGGAAGGCGUUAUCGGUGUUGCCCAGCUGUGCAAUAAGUUGAACGGGUUUCAUUUCGACAAGUGCGACGAAGAGGUGGCGACCGCAUUCUCCGUGUACUGUGGCAUCAGUAUUAUGCACGCUCUGGUGCAUAAACAGGUCCAGAAGGCUGAGGCACGCUACAAACUGUCCCAGGAGUUGUUGCUCUAUCACAUGAAGGUACCGGAUAUGGAGGUAAAUCACGCACUGGAAGCGGUGAAGGAACCGGAUCGGGAGCAGGACGAACUCUAUCGGACCUUUCCGCGCUUCGACUUCUGCCCGCGGGAUGUGAAAGAUCAUGCCCUUUCGGUGCAGCUGGCGAUGCGAAUGUUCUACGAUCUGAACUUUGUCGGUAGCUUCAAGAUACACGAGUACAAGCUGGCCCGGUUUGUGUUGCUGGUGCAGAAGGGAUACCGGGACACACCGUACCACAACUGGUGGCAUGCAUUCUCCGUUGCGCACUUUGCGUACUCGCUCAUGAUGAAUCUUCGGUUGAUUGAGCGUGGCAUUAUAACCAAAAUGCAGGGCUUUUCUUUUCUGAUUGCGGCCUUCUGUCACGAUCUGGAUCAUCGGGGCAUUAGCAAUUCGUAUCAAACGCAGACGAGCAGCCCGCUCGCUCGGCUCUACAGCAGCGAGGGAAGUGUAAAUGAGCGUCACCAUCUCUCGCAGGCUAUCUGCAUCCUGAAUGACUCGAGCAGCAAGAUACUGGACGGGCUAUCGACGACGGAGUUCAAGGAGUGUAUCGACUAUCUCCGGGAGCUUAUCUUGGCCACCGAUUUAGCGAACCAUUUUCGCAUUCUGCCACGGUUGAAAAAGUUGCGGACAGAAUAUUUGACCGAGGGUUCCAACCAGCGGCUGCUCCUAUCCCUCAUGAUCACCUGCUGCGAUCUUAAUGAUCAGGUCAAAUCCUGGAAAACGGUGCAACACGUAGCGCACUUGGUCUAUGCGGAAUUCUUCGCCGAAGGCGACCUGGAGAAGCAGAUGGGUCUCCGACCGAACGCCAUGAUGGAUCGCAAGAAGGCCUGCAUACCGAUGCUUCAGAUCGAAUUCCUUACCACCGUCAUACGGCCGACGUUUGAAAUACUGGUGCAAAUUUUCCCGGAAACUGGUUCAUUUCUGGACACGAUCGAUAGCAAUCGCGUACAAUGGGAAAGGGUACAAAACCGGGCCGCACAGCAGCAAGCAGGCAAUGACAGUGAAACAUCCGGCAACGGUACAUCCGAAUCGUGCAACGGUUGUAAUGCGACUGCAGAAUGUUGUGAUUUUACCUGUUACACGAAGGUGAACGAUUAGGCGCGGACGAUUUGUAUCAGAAUGGAACGAUUUUUAAGGAGAACAUUGAGGUUUAGUUGGCGACGACAUCAUGAAAGACAAUUUUAAUUUAUUUGACAGUAUUUGUAAUAGCAUAUUGUUACGUAUCUUUCCUGUGCGUAGGAUGUGCGCAACAGAUUACAGGGGUCUACAGAGAUAUGAGACGCACAUCGAACAUUCAAAUCCCCAAUCGAACAAUGCAAGGAGGAGAAGGGUUAAGGAUUGUUUGCUGGCAAACAGAUCGUUUACGUUUUGUUCACUUUCGCACAGUCCCUUUAAUGCACUAACAACUAACAAACUCCCGCACACAACCACCGUCAUCACAUUACGAUACCAAAGGAUUCGGAUUCAUCUUGCACAUCACCACCACGCGUGUCCAGUUGUGCACGCUCGAUGCUGCGAUACAACGCACAAAAAGACAAACGCGUUGUUAGUGGAAGUUGGUGUUAGUCGGAAGCAAAGGCUGCAGCAGUAUAAGGGUAGAGUAGAAUUUCAAUAAUGUUGUACUAGAAUCGAACCAGGCCAUAAAUGGGUUGCGGUGACCCUGUAGCGAUUCCAUUCGAUGUGUUAGCAAGCCAACGAGCUGAGCAGGUACGAUGAACAAUGUUCAACGAAAGAGAAGACACAAACACUUAGCUAAACCAAGGAAUGAGCCAUGAGAAAGCAAAGAGAACAAUUUCUUCGUGGAUAAUAGAUGUAGAAUAAAAGGAUAGUAAGA
Messenger RNA from Anopheles moucheti, 3759 nucleotides. Its product is annotated as cGMP-dependent 3',5'-cyclic phosphodiesterase-like. Lineage: Eukaryota; Metazoa; Arthropoda; Insecta; Diptera; Culicidae. Gene Ontology annotation, cellular component: mitochondrial outer membrane; nucleus; cytosol. The record is from RefSeq and is a predicted model, not a curated record. The coding region runs from base 516 to 3023 and encodes 835 amino acids. Gene Ontology annotation, molecular function: protein homodimerization activity; 3',5'-cyclic-GMP phosphodiesterase activity; 3',5'-cGMP-stimulated cyclic-nucleotide phosphodiesterase activity. The transcript is spliced from 12 exons. Gene Ontology annotation, biological process: positive regulation of gene expression; cGMP catabolic process; negative regulation of receptor guanylyl cyclase signaling pathway.